Molecule: messenger RNA, 465 nt
Organism: Ectocarpus siliculosus
Lineage: Eukaryota; Phaeophyceae; Ectocarpales; Ectocarpaceae
Source: the annotation of a GenBank genome assembly
AUGGGACGGGACAAGACCCUACUGGCCGGAAUAGAGCUCGGGUUGGAUGUGCUGGGCAGCAGCACGCAGUGGGCCGUGGCUGGUGCGGUGGGCGUCGCGCUAAUAACGAGAGCCGACGUUGAUACACUGGUGUAUGUAUUGGGGUCCCUCAUCAAUGCGGUGUUCUCCAAAGUUUUGAAGAAGACCAUCAAUCAGGUGCGCCCGGACGGGGCCCAGCUUUCAGACCCAGGGAUGCCGAGCUCGCACGCCAUGACGCAGACGCUACUUGGCAUGUACGCCUUGACGGCCAGUCUUUGGAGGGUCAAAGCGGGGUUCCAUACUCUUCCGCAGGUUGCUGUCGGAGCUGCAGUGGGAGCAGUGGACGCGGUUCUUUGGUACCACCUCUGUCAUCCUUAUUUAUUGUCGCAGGCAAGACUGGGUGUCGUAUGUGCUGUAGAUGCUGCUGGCGUUGGGGGCAAGGAGUAG